Messenger RNA from Acanthaster planci (crown-of-thorns starfish), 2944 nucleotides. RefSeq names its product adenosine 3'-phospho 5'-phosphosulfate transporter 1-like. Gene Ontology annotation, cellular component: Golgi membrane; endoplasmic reticulum membrane. The record is from RefSeq and is a predicted model, not a curated record. Gene Ontology annotation, biological process: 3'-phosphoadenosine 5'-phosphosulfate transport; transmembrane transport. Gene Ontology annotation, molecular function: 3'-phosphoadenosine 5'-phosphosulfate transmembrane transporter activity. NCBI's taxonomy places the organism in Eukaryota, Metazoa, Echinodermata, Asteroidea, Valvatida, Acanthasteridae.
GGACGAUAUUGAUCUGAACCCAGACUACAUGCCCAGACCAGCCGACACUGUACUUCCACGUACGGCACCAUCUCCAUGCAGUCCGUCCGUACAAGACGUGCACAUAGCUACGCCUAGCAUGCAACAGUGCAAUGGUAAACCGGGUAAACAUUACCAGCCGCGGUUUUGUUCAUCCGGCUGAGAGCUGGCUAGCCACGUCUACGCUUGUCGCCGGAAAGACUUGAAGUAGUCUCUAUCGUCUUUGCCUCUCGCCAUGACUCACACAACUUCGUAAAUUUCAUCUGUGAGCCUUCCCCUCUGCUAAGUUAGUCUAAUAACUAAGUUCGGUAAAGGAAGCUGAGUUCACCAUGGCAGUCCAUUGUGGCAGUGCUGUCAUGUUGGUGAUAGUCUUGGUUGCGGCAGUCUGGAUCCAUGCCUCCCACGCAGCCCUUAAGAACCCGGCGCCCAUUGGACCGGUGGGACCAGCGGCUGGUGCUGAUGCCAAAGCCGCCCAAGCUGACUGGACUGACUUCUGGCUGGUACGGCUGACCCUCAACAUCCUGGGCUAUGGCUCGGUUUGCCUGCCGGCCUGGCUGAUCAUCCGGUAUGUCAAGCGCUCUGGCUACCUCGAGCGGGGAGGUGAGAACGGCCAUAGUUGCAUGUUUAAGACCAUCCGUGUGUGUGUGGCUGGCAAUGAAGAGAAAGCAAGCAUCGAGGAAGGAGGGAUAAAAGGAAAGGUCCCAGAACCACCUAAGCAUAACCGAGCCUUGGUCCUUGUCUCCUGUGUGGUUGGUCUACAAGGAUCGUACCUCACCUGGGGUGUUCUCCAGGAGCGCAUCAUGAAACACGAAUACGGCAAAGAUGAGAGCAACCCCGGGGAGAAAUUUGCUAACUCGCAGUUCCUGGUCUUCAUGAACCGCAUUUUGGCCUUCACGGCGGCCGGCCUGAUCAUACUUGCCACCCGACAGCCCCGGCACACCGCUCCCCUCUACAGGUAUUCCUACUGCUCCCUGUCCAACGUCAUGAGCAGCUGGUGCCAGUACGAGGCCCUCAAGUUUGUCAGCUUCCCUACCCAGGUGCUGGCCAAGGCCUCCAAGAUCAUCCCCGUCAUGCUGAUGGGGAAGGUGGUCUCGGGCAAGUCGUUUGAAUACUUUGAGUACGUGACGGCCGCCAUGAUUUCGGCCGGCGUGACCAUGUUCCUCCUCUCUCAGGGUAAAGAGGCAACUGGGCCCACUACAGAGACGACCUUUUCGGGGGUGAUCAUCCUCAUCGGGUACAUGAUGUUUGACAGUUUCACCUCCAACUGGCAGGCGGAGCUGUACAAGCAGUACAACAUGUCCAGCAUGCAGAUGAUGUUUGGAGUGAAUCUCUUCAGCUGUGUCUUCACCAGCUGGUCGCUGGUGAGUCAAGGCGGCUUCACCUACGGGAUGGGGUUCAUGCUGAACUACCCCACCUUCAUGUUCCACGUGCUGCUGCUGUCGCUGUGCUCGGCCACGGGUCAGCUGUUCAUCUUCUACACCAUCUCGCAGUUUGGGGCGGUCGUCUUCGUCAUCAUCAUGACCACCCGGAGUGGGCUUGCCAUCUUCCUGUCCUGCCUCAUCUACGGACACCCCGUGACCGUUGUCGGUGUGCUCGGCGUGCUGAUCGUGUUUGCCGCUCUCUUCUUGAGAGUCUUCUUGCAACAGCGCAAGAAGGCACAGAAAGCACGUGAAGCGAAACAGACAGAGCUCAGCAACGGUAACAAGGUUUGAACCAAUCAAAAAGUUUACUCGUCUAAAUUAAUGGCUUUAGUUUUACUUUGGAACUCGGACAACAAUUUGUUGAGUCGCUUUGUUCCAGUUCACACUCAUAGCCUCUUUUGAGGUUGUACAUCUCGAGGCAGGCUAUGUACACUCACUGCCACCCAUUGGACUCUUGUAGUUUCGUGUCCAUGUCACGUCACCUUGAAAUCUCCAGAAAGUAGCCCAUUAUAUUGACAGGGAAUUGGGAAAAGGGAGUAAGUUUGUAUUACACAACGGCUGGUAUCUUGAAAUGACUUUUGAUUCUGUGGGCUACGGUCAACACUGCUCCUGAUUCAUUAAGCCUUCCUGACUUUAUGUUCAAAAUGUUUCAUCUCUGCUUGAACUGGUUAAUUCACAAUUGCUGGAUGAUUUGGCAUGGAAUGACCAACAGAUUUCUGUUGGACCUGUGGGCUACCUGUAGCACUAAAUGUGUUUUGUUGCACAUUUGAGCUAAUGAGUUAUGUAAGCACAUACGCCAUCCGUAUUCUGUACUUUGUCGAAAAUUACAAUGGAAUUUUUGGCGGGAGAUUUUUUUUUAUGCUAUAUUUUCCUCAUGUUCAAGGACAAAACUGAUGGUUGUAUGCAUGUUAAGUGUAAUUUGUGUAGAUGCUAUGCGUUGCUGGCUUCUAGGCUGUGUCUGUCAUUUUAAUUUAGUUAAAAUGAAUGUACUAAAGGUUUACUCGAUCCUAUGCCAGUGAUACUUAGCUCUUGGCCUUUGGGGACACCUAAAUGCAUAAUCUCUAUUGUAACUACUAAAGGUGACGAGUCAUUCACUGAAAACUGACUUGGAAUGAUGAGAUGAAGUAUGGCUUACUUUGUGAGGGGGAUGUAGCUGGUGUCCUUGUGGUGAAACGUUUUAAUGAUGCGGGUGAAUCAAAGGGCCGGUUUGUUCCGCACGGAUCUGGAUCUCGAUCAGUGAUCCCAAAGCUGGUUGGCUCAGCAUCAGAUCACUGAUCUCGAUCAAGAUCCGUGUGAAACAAACAGGCUCAAUAUGUGCCAUAUCCCAACCGAGAGCGCUGUGGGUGUCGGCAGGAACUUCAAGAUGUGUUUCCAGUAUCUUGGACUUUUUGAUAGGUGGAAAAUUGACUCUAUGGCCAGUAGUCAUUCAGAGGGGCAACUGUUUGAAAAGUUUGUUUUCCCUGAUUGAAGUACAAUAUUAGUAAGGUAGUAAAGGUGAUGACAGG